Messenger RNA from Hordeum vulgare subsp. vulgare (domesticated barley), 1357 nucleotides. Its product is annotated as GDSL esterase/lipase At1g09390-like. Gene Ontology annotation, molecular function: hydrolase activity, acting on ester bonds. The transcript has a single exon. Lineage: Eukaryota; Viridiplantae; Streptophyta; Magnoliopsida; Poales; Poaceae. The coding region runs from base 41 to 1231 and encodes 396 amino acids. The record is from RefSeq and is a predicted model, not a curated record.
GCAAGUGUAGCUGAGAUGGAAGCUAAUUAAUCGAGGGAACAUGGUAAGAAUGCUUCGAGGACUCGUGAUCCUCGCCGCCGUCGUCGUGGCCCUGCAUUGCUGUGAACUCCCGCGAAGGGCCGACGGCAGGUGCGUCCUGUUCAACUUCGGCGACUCCAACUCCGACACUGGCUCCCUCCCUGCCGCCUACGGCUUCUACCUCGGCCCGCCCGCCGGCCGCCGCUUCUUCAACCGGACCACGGGCCGCUGGUCGGACGGCCGCCUCUACAUCGACUUCAUUGGUACGUACCUACCUUGCGUCCAAACCAUCGUUCGUUUAGUUCCAUGCGAGCAGAGCUCAGCUCUUCGAAUGGAUGCCUGUGCAGCCGAGAGCCUCGGGAUCAGGUACCUGAGCCCGUACCUGGAGUCGUCGGGUUCCAACUUCACCGACGGAGUGAACUUCGCGGUGGCCGGGGCGGCGGCGGCGAGCAACCAGAGCGCCAUCCCGUUCACCAUGGCCACGCAGGUGAACCAGUUUUUGCAUUUCAAGAACCGGACCCGGGAGCUCCGGCCGCUGGGGCAGGGCUCGAUGCUAUCGGAGGAAGACUUCCUGGGAGCCGUGUACUCGAUCGACGUCGGACAGAACGACAUCACGCUCGCCUUCCUUGCGAACCUCACGCUGCAGGAGAUCGUCGCGGACGGCGGCCCUCUCGCCGCCGCGGCAGCCAAGGUCGAGGAGUCCGUCCGGGCGCUGUACGGCAGCGGCGCACGCAAGUUCUGGGUGUACAACACGGGGCCCAUCGGGUGCCUGCCGCAGACGCUGGCGCUGCGGCAGAGGCCCGGCGACGAGCUCGACGCGGCCGGCUGCCUCGCCCGCUACAACGCCGCCGCCCGGGCGCUCAACGCCGGCCUCGCCGCGGCGUGCCGCCGGCUCGCGGACGAGUACUGCGGGAGCGCGACCGUGGUGUGCACCGACAUGUACGCCGUCAAGUACGACCUGUUCGCCAACCACGACCGGUACGGCAUCGAGCGGCCGCUGAUGGCGUGCUGCGGCCACGGCGGGCCGCCGUACAACUACGUGAACCUCAAGACGUGCGGGCAGCCGACGGCGACGGCGUGCCCGGAGGGGGAGAGGCACGUGAGCUGGGACGGCGUGCACUACACCGAGGACGCCAACGCCAUCGUUGCCUCCAAGAUACUCUCCGGCGACUUCUCCCAGCCGCGCACCAAACUCCACGCGCUCUGCGAAUAAUAACGCGACAAUUUGUGAUGUUUUAGUAAUCUUGAUCGUGUACACACAUCGAGUGUUGUUUUCUACUACUGAUAACUACGCUCCACGGCUAGUUCUUAAUGGAUGUGUUUCCAAUUAGUUCGACGA